AUGGGCUCCAACAUCUUCCCACUCUGCCUAGUCCUUCUGUUGCAUUAUGCGUAUGGUACUCCAGUCUCUGUCAGACAGCUCUCCAGUAAAGCUGCAAAUGCCAAUGCUGAUGAGAUAAUCAAAGACAUUCCAGACAUAAACUUGGCUGCUGGAUUGGACCUCUUUCAGGGUGAUAUCAUGCUCCCUAAAAAUCAGCGAAAUGCCCUAAGAAAUGAGUUCUAUAGAUGGAAGUUCCCCGUUCCCUAUAUUCUGGGUGACGACCUAGAUCUGAAUGCCAAAGCAGUAAUUCUCCAGGCAUUUGAAAUGUUCCGUCUCAAGUCUUGCAUUGAUUUCAAGCCAUAUGAAGGAGAGAGUUCCUACAUAUUCUUUAUAAAAGGAAGCGGAUGUUGGUCCAUGGUGGGAGACCUGCAGACUGGACAGAACCUCUCUAUUGGGACAGGGUGUGACUACAGAGCAAUUGUGGAACAUGAGGUCCUGCAUGCUUUAGGAUUUUACCAUGAGCAGUCAAGGACAGACCGAGAUGACUAUGUGACAAUAUGGUGGGAUGAAAUCAUUGCAGGUAGAGAGCAUAAUUUUGAGAAGUACGAUGACACCUACAUCACUGAUCUGAACACCCCCUAUGACUACGAAUCAGUGAUGCACUAUCAGCCAUUUUCAUUUAACAAAAAUGAAAGCAUCCCCACAAUCACAACGAAGAUACCAGAAUUUGAUGACAUAAUUGGACAACGUCUAGAUCUCAGCGCCAUUGACCUGGAAAGACUGAAUCGCAUGUAUAACUGCACUUCAUCUCACACUCUUUUGGACCAGUGUUCUUUUGAGCUUGACAAUAUCUGUGGCAUGAUUCAGGGUGCUACAGAUGAUCUAGACUGGGUCCAUCAACAGAGCAGUGCUGCAGGAGAGGAAGACCACACGCUUUCUGGGCGCUGUAGAGAUGCUGGAUAUUUCAUGUACUUCAGCACCAGUUCUGGUGAGGCAGAUGAGGUGGCAGUCCUAGAGUCUCGCAUCCUUUAUCCAAAGAGAACUCAGCAGUGCCUCCAGUUCUUCUAUAAGAUCACAGGAAGUCCUUCAGACAAGCUGAUCAUCUGGCUUAAAGAGGAUGAUGGCACGGGAAACGUUCGCAAGAUGAGGAAAAUUCAAACUUUUGAAGCGGAUAAUGACCAUGACUGGAAAAUUGCCCACGUAACCCUCAACGCUCAGAAGAAGUUCCGUUACUUCUUCCAAGGAUUAAAGGGUGACCCCAGCUCUUCGUCUGGUGGGAUUGCUAUUGAUGACAUCGCACUGACAGAGACCCCCUGUCCCACAGCUGUGUGGGUUGUUCGGAAUUUCAGUAAAAUCCUGGAAAACUCAUCGAGUAACGUUAUUCAAAGUCCCCGAUUUUAUAGCCCUGAGGGUUAUGGUUUUGGUAUAAGUUUGUACCCCCAUGCCAGCAUCAGUGGCUACUCUCGCAUUGCAUUUCACUUGUGCAGUGGAGAGAAUGAUGGUGUUCUGGAGUGGCCAGCUUUGAAUCGUCAAGCUACAAUCACCGUGCUGGACCAGGACCCUGAUGUCUUGCAAAGGAUGUCCUCAAGCAAAAGCUUCACCACAAGUGAAGACCAUAUUUCCUCAGCUGCUAAUGGAAGCUUAAUAUGGAAUAAACCAUCAAUUGUUGGAGAAUUUGAUGCCUCAUGCAAUUGCUAUAGAACUGUAGCACUUGGAUGGACUAACUUCAUAUCCCACAGCCAAAUGAGACGGAGAAGUUUCCUGAAAAAUGAUGACCUGAUUAUUUUUGCAGAAUUUAAUGAUAUAACUUACCUCACUAACACUGAAGUCCCUAUUGAACCUGUGCAGUCUGCCUUCACGGAAAGCCUCAUUCUUGAAAGGCAGAAGAGAGCAGCCCAGGAUAUGGAGCCCUUUCAAGAUGAUCUGCCAUAUCUGCAAGACCCGUGUGACCCAAACCCUUGCAAGAAUGAUGGAAUCUGCAUAAAUGUGAAAGGAAGAGCAAGCUGCAGGUGCCCGUCAGGACAAGCCUUCAUCUUUACAGGUGAGAGGUGUCAGACAAUGCAGAUCCACGGGAACAUUCUGGGAAUGACAGUUGGUGGAAUUGCCGGAACCAUUGUCUUGACCAUUGUCAUAAUUUCCAUGAUGGCUAGAAGAUAAAGAGCUGCAGCGGGAUAAAUAUCAGUUCAAUGUUUUUCUAUAGUUCAUAAGACAUGAGUUUUCAGUGAAAAAUAAUGAAUACAACUUGCAGAUGGGUCAGCAUAUGGAUGAAAUGCUCUAUCAACAGCUUGGCAGCAAUCUGUUUACUCUGUAGGACUCGGC
This is a messenger RNA of Colius striatus (speckled mousebird), 2298 nucleotides long. RefSeq names its product meprin A subunit alpha (gene MEP1A). The record is from RefSeq and is a predicted model, not a curated record. Lineage: Eukaryota; Metazoa; Chordata; Aves; Coliiformes; Coliidae. Gene Ontology annotation, biological process: proteolysis. The transcript is spliced from 14 exons. Gene Ontology annotation, molecular function: protein binding; metalloendopeptidase activity; zinc ion binding. The coding region runs from base 1 to 2136 and encodes 711 amino acids. Gene Ontology annotation, cellular component: membrane.